Messenger RNA from Cladocopium goreaui, 1572 nucleotides. NCBI's taxonomy places the organism in Eukaryota, Dinophyceae, Suessiales, Symbiodiniaceae. The record is from the annotation of a GenBank genome assembly.
UUUGCAAUCAAUGUUGUUUCAACGGCAAUGGCGCAACGUGCCCAGUCCUAUGACUUGCUGCGGCAGCUGUCUGGACAGGUGCUACAAGUGUUCCUGGAAAAUGGAUUUGAGGAACAUUCAGAAUCCACGCAAAGCUUUCUAACUUUCCUCCUCAGCAACAAGCUACCCGAUGGAACCCAGAUUGACCAAUGGCUGGGGCAUGAGAUAGUACCAGAGCAUUUGAAGCGCCAAGUCCUCUUCGGAUUUGCUCAAUGGAUCAGCCUGAGGAUACGAUCAUUGGACGCACUUGUACCCCUCCAAACCAACGCCUUGACGGUUUGUCAUGCCAGAUUACAAAAUCAUAUCGCAACGCCUCAAACACUACAGGUGCCAGUCACUUCCGUGAGGGCUCAAAGUGUCAUGAGAGAUUUCAUUUAUCAGGUGGUCCUGCAGUUACUGGGAUCAGAGUUUUCUUGCUUUGCUAGUGCCUUGGCUGUGCUGUCUGAGUCGUCGGAUUUGGCUGAGCACCCAGCCAUGCUGCUGUCCCACCUGGUCAAGCAACUGGAGCACUGCCGAGCGAAGGUUGUCCAAGUUGCUUUCGAACUUACACCAGAGCAAAGAACCGAUAGAACCGAUAGAACCGGAUCAAGUCUUGGACUUGUCAUGUCGAUGAUCAUGCAAUUCUGUCGUUACUUUACCGUUGAGUUCAAGUCAGAGGCUAAUCAUGUGUGGCACCACCUGCUUGAGCAUGAAACAUGCGGAGACAUUUUCCAGCAGUCUCCAUUUAGAAUUAAUUUGAUUGAUUCGUAUGGUAGCUUACUGGUGAUGUUGCUGCACGUGGAGAGACUUCACAAGGCGGACUUGCUGGUGGCAGUUGACUUCGAAGGUGUCAAGCUAAAUCGCUCAGGUCAACUCUGUUUAGUUCAGAUUACCCUCAGCGACAUGCCCAGUUGUGUGUACAUGCUGGAUGUUUACGUUUUGCCUCUAGCAAUGCACUUUGCAACUCCAAGUGGCACUUCUCUAAAAGCGAUCUUGGAAGACCCUGCACUUCUGAAGAUUUGGUUUGACCCCCGCAAUGAUGUUGAUGCCUUAUAUCAUCAGUUCGGCAUUGUGUCCCAACAUGUCUUCGAUUUGCAACUAGCAGACGUGGCAGUACGGAGAGCAAAAGGCUUGCAGGUGAACUUCGUACCGAGCUUGCAGAAGUGUUUGACAAGCUGCGAUCGCUUGGGCCGAAUGCAAAAGACUUUUGCGGACUUCAUCAACAAAACGGGGAAGCAGCUCUUUGAGCCUGACCACGGUGGACGCUACGAAGUGUUUCAACAAAGACCACUGCUUCCUGACCUUCUUGUUUAUGCUGCUCAUGACUGUAGAUACAUGCAACUGCUCUACCAAUGGUACUGCGAGAAUCUGUCAGAUGAGUGGAACCAAAGAGUUCUUGCAGGUAGCCGUUCGCGUGCGCAGUGGUUUGCACACCGAAAGUAUCAGCGCCCAUCCACCGAUGCGCCGGACUUCUAGAAAUGCAAAUGUGCAGAUACAGAGCCGACACAUCACUGACAUGAGGCAACACGAGGAGGAAACAUGAGGUAACAUGAG